AUGACCACGAGCUUCGGCAUCAGGAAGAGCGGCGAUGCUAUGUCCCCUCGCAAUCCUCUGCUAGCUGAGAUGGACGGCCUGACUCUGUUGAAGCGUGACCACGACUCGCUACGCAUCCUCUUCUCUCUCUUUCGCGAAGAGGACGAGCUCGAGAAGAAGGAGCGCCUCGCCGAUGAGAUCAUCAAGGAGCUGUGCAUUCACACUUCAGAGAAGCUUCUGUACCCUCUGGCGGAGCGCUUCCUCUUCAACGGCUCCGCGUUCGUGAAGGAGCACCUCGACCAACACUCGAAGCUCGAGCGCGCGAUGAGCGACGUGAUGUACAUCAAACCGCUCGACCCCUACUUUGACGACAAGAUGCGCUUCAUCAUGGACAAUGCCGAGGCGCACUUCAAGGAGGAAGAGGAGCGCCUCUUUGCCCGGCUUCACGAUAACGUCAAGCGCGAUGUGCUGCUCACCAUGAGCUACAAGAUCCAAAAGGCCCGGAUCAACGCCCCAACCAGACCUCAUCCGAACAUGCCCAAGCGAGGCGUGCUGGGCAAGUGGGCCACACGGCUGGCCGCCACCAUGGACUCCGUCGCCGACUCCCUCACCACCCGCGUCACCGCCCAGUAG
Messenger RNA from Acanthamoeba castellanii str. Neff, 612 nucleotides. RefSeq names its product Cation binding subfamily protein. Bases 1 to 612 code for a protein of 203 amino acids. Lineage: Eukaryota; Discosea; Longamoebia; Acanthamoebidae. The record is from RefSeq and is a predicted model, not a curated record. The transcript has 7 exons.